Messenger RNA from Urocitellus parryii (Arctic ground squirrel), 867 nucleotides. It is a transcript of the gene Cimap1b, whose product is annotated as ciliary microtubule associated protein 1B. Gene Ontology annotation, cellular component: cytoskeleton. NCBI's taxonomy places the organism in Eukaryota, Metazoa, Chordata, Mammalia, Rodentia, Sciuridae. The record is from RefSeq and is a predicted model, not a curated record.
CCGGCUGUAGGCGCCCCCGCUCGCGUCAUGGGCUCGGACUGCUGGGUGGGCCCUUGGCGGCCACACCGGCCCCGUGGCCCCAUCGCGGCGCUCUAUAGAGGACCCGGGCCCAAAUACAAGCUGCCGCCGAACACCGGCUACAUCCUGCACGACCCCUCGCGGCCCCGCGCCCCYGCCUACACCUUCGGUGCGCGCUUCCCCACGCAGCAGUCAACCUGCGGCCCCGGGCCCAGCCACCUGGUGCCCUCCCGCAUGACCGUGCGCGGCCCGGACAGCGCCCCCGCCUACUCCAUCUGUGGCCGCCUGCGGCACUCUGCGCCCUUCCGCACUCCCGGACCGGGGAGGUAUUUCCCAGAACGAGCCGGGAAUGCGACGUACCCCAGUGCGCCUCGACAUACCAUUGCUUCCCGAAACUGGGGGGUCCACGCGGAGCCGCAGAGUCCAGGUCCCGGCGCCUACACGGUGCCCUCGCUCUUGGGCCCGCGCGUCAUCGGCAAAGUCUCGGCCCCAACUUAUUCCAUCUACGGCCGCACCAGAGUGGGCAGCUGCUUUGAAGACCUCAGCAAGACGCCGGGCCCCUGCGCCUACCACGUGGUGAACCCCGGGGUCUACAAGACCCGGGCCCCCCAGUUCACGAUGCUGGCACGGACUUCGUUCCCCCAAGACAGCACCCUGAAGCCCGGACCCGCAGCCUACAACGUGGACCAGCACCGGAAGCCUCGCGGCUGGACCUUCGGGAUCCGGCAUUCGGACUACCUGGCCCCAAUGGUGACCAACGUGGACGACUGACCCGCGGGCGGGGUGGGGGCACAGGCCCACCGCAGUGCGCUUAAAGCUUCCGGAGUCAGCCACGUGUCCGCCUCUCUC